Halteromyces radiatus is the source of this 3736-nucleotide messenger RNA. RefSeq lists its product as uncharacterized. The transcript is spliced from 5 exons. Gene Ontology annotation, biological process: regulation of DNA-templated transcription; DNA-templated transcription. The coding region runs from base 111 to 3476 and encodes 1121 amino acids. The record is from RefSeq and is a predicted model, not a curated record. NCBI's taxonomy places the organism in Eukaryota, Fungi, Mucoromycota, Mucoromycetes, Mucorales, Cunninghamellaceae. Gene Ontology annotation, molecular function: zinc ion binding; DNA-binding transcription factor activity, RNA polymerase II-specific; DNA binding.
AUAGAUUACUCUUUUUCCGUUUUACUUUUUCUCUUUUAUUUCGUUUUCUUCUUCUUUGAUUAUAUUUUCUACCCCAUUUUCUCUUUACUGUUGUUUUAAUCAUUAUUUUGAUGGAGAAACAACAUGAUCAAUAUCAAGACCCUUAUUCUACUACAAAACGGAUGCGCAUGACAUUGGCUUGUGAACGUUGUAGAGCAAAGAAAGUCAAAUGCGAUUUUUCACAUCCCGCCUGUCGACGUUGUGAGAACUUGAAAGUACCAUGCUCUUAUACUGGAUCUUCUACUCAAAUCGAUAUAUUCAACCUUGUUCAAUUGAACGAAACAAUCAACAAACUGAACAACAAGGUAGAAACUGUGGAAGAACAAUUGCAAGCAAUGAAGAAUGAUACGCAAUCUAUUCUACAAGAACUGAAGGCGAUACGAUCUGGUAGUCUUACUUCUUCUCAUUUUACCAAUAGUAUCAAUACAUCGUCUCCUGUCUUAUCUCAAACCAAACCUACUUUGUUUUCUUCAGAAUUGAAAACUAACUGGGCCUUGUCAUUUACUACAACUGGAUUACGAAUUGAUACCAACAUCUUUUCUUUACAAGAUCUACAUGAUAUUCUUUUAUCGGGUGCAUCAGAAUUCCAACGUCAUCAACUUUCACAUUCAUCGCUUAGUUCUCGUAUAUCACAGCAAAAACAUGAAUCAAAACAACAACAACAAGAAGAAGAAAAACGAUAUGAUGACCAACUUGAAGAUGAACAAAGCAGUGGAUACGAAAACACGACCAUCAGCAACGAUGAAUCAUCAAUUCAUUCUUCUUCUUCCUCUGCAUUCUCAAAAUUGACUGAUCAUGUGAUUGUAGCAAAGACACAUCCUCUUUACAAAUCCAAAGGUAUAAUCUUUCCACUGUAUAGUGCUUGGGAAUCAACACACCAUCAUCAACAUUUGCAAUUGGCUCAUUCCAAAUCAAAUUCACCUUUGACCGUACAGUCAUCAAUCGCGACAUCCAAUUCCAACAAUUACACUCGUUACAACAAUUGUAACAACAGUGACAAUAAGAAGAGUAUGGUUUCUCAACAGACGUCCAUGGAUCCAGAUGUUAUCGAUCAGUUAUUCCAACAUUAUGCCGAGUGUUUCCUUUGCUUUCCGUUGCCAGAUACCGACUCGUUCUUGACAACUUGCCGUCACUCUUUGCAACAACAACAACAACAACAGCAGCAACAACAGCAACAACAGCAACAACAGCAGCAGCAACAACAAAAAAAAAGACAACUCCAAGAUGAUGAUACUCAGAAUAGAAUAAAUGCACUUUUAGCUAAUGCAGUUCUUGCUUGGUCUGCGCGACAUGCGGCCAUCUAUCAUGAUAUGUUUCCCGGUCAAGAUCCAAACAUGGUUGGUGAAUGUUACUUUGAUCAAGCCAAGGAAUUACUUCGGGAUUGUUUCCUAAACUCAACAAUGGAUACGGUGCACGCUCUUCUCUUGAUGUAUAUCUAUAGCAUUGGCAAGACGGGUUCUGGACGCGCUCAAGCGGGCUCUGAAGCGUAUGUGUUUUUGGGAUUGGCUAUUCGUAUGGCAAUGGAUAUGGGUUUACAUCGACAACCAUCAUCUACCUCAUCUUCAACUUUGUCAUCGUCAGCAGCAGCAACAUCAGUAAUAUCGACAUCAGCAGGAGAUAUGCAACUAGGGAAAGAAGGACAAUCGACUGAUAUUACGAAAGACUCGAUGGAUGAUAAUUCAAACAACAACGUGAAAGAGGGAAAAAGGCUUCAAACAGUACAGCAGCAACAACAGUAUCAACAACAUCAACAACAAAAGGAUGACGAAAAAUAUUCAAUCAUGCUCGAAAAACAACGACGUUUAUUUGCCGCCAUUGAAUUCAUGGAAACCCUUUGUGCUAGUCAUUCUGAUAAACCAAUGAUGUUACCACCAACAGACGAUGUCACCAUUGGACCACCAACAAGGAUGUUACAAGAACAAGGAGAACAACGAUAUCGUGUUGAAUUCACCAUCUAUCGACAUCAGAUCAGCCAAAUCGACCGAUGUAUCCAUGAUAACAUUCUGUCAUCUGUCAAAAACCCAAGUUUGUCCUCUAUCUCUCAUUUGGAACGACGUUUGAAGGAUUGGUAUCGUGACUUGCCCAGCUACUUUCAGUAUGAUCGACAUCGAAAUUGGCGCAGUACAUCUUUUCGGGAACAAGCCUGUCUAAAACUUACAUUCGAAUAUCACUUCCAAAUGUGCCAAUUGUAUUCCAUGUUUUUACCUCGGUUGGAUGAAAUAUCAUCAUCUUUGUCUGCCAUUGCUUUGUUGUCUCUUCGGAUAUGUGUGGAUGCGGCGGAUAGUAUCACGGAACUUUUGGAACAUUGGGCGCAGCUUGAGCAAACUUGGUGUCACUUUACUUUGGGAACCUUGGUGAUGGCUUGUGGUAUCUAUAGCAGCUGUCAACUAUGCAAUUCCUCUCCUGACGUGGUGGCAAAUACCAAACGACAAAUGAUGCGGAUCCAUACAGUAUUAAAAACUUCACCUGUUCGACAUCACAAAUACGUUAGAGCUCUAAUGGAACGAAUUGAACGACAUAUCAAGGAUGAUCAAACGGAACAAUCACUGGUAUCUGACGACGGCAUGGAAAAAUUUUCGUCCUUGGAAGGGAAAACAGUAACGGACACAUCGACGAUACCAUCGAUCCCAGCAUCACCAACUCCAGAAGUAGUAGUAGAAGGUCCAACAAUACCAAUAACAGGAUCAGCAUUUGUGCCAUUGGAAUCAUCAGCUUCAACCCAACAACGGAAAAUCUCGACAGAAACAUUGGUUGUACGAUCAUCACCUUUUACAAUAGCAACAUCAAUGUCAAGCACAUAUCUUCCACCAUUACAAUCUGGUCUCUCUAGUCUCGGCGAAAUACCAUCUUCAUCUUCCUUGUUACAUUCAACUACGGACAACAAUGCCAUCAAUGCAUGGUCAUGGUUUAAUCAGCAACAACAGCAACAUCAACAACAACAACAGCAACAACAACAACAGCAACAACAACAACAGCAACAACAGCAACAUCAUCAACAGCAACAUCAACAACAACAACAUCAACAACAACAUCAACAACGACAUCAACAACAACAUCAACAACGACAUCAACAACAACAUCAACAACAACAUCAACAACAACAUCAACAACAACAACAACAACAGCAACAACAGCAACAGCAGCAGCGAUACCAGCAGAAACAUCAAGGACUGAAUGCAGGAAGGAUAACAGCAGAAGAAGCAGCGGCAGCAGCGGCAGCAGUAGCAUCAGCCUCAUCCACCACUAUGUCAUCAAUGGAUUCAACGUUCAACUUUAACGAUGAUGUUCAUCUGUAUGAUCUUUUCAAAUUUGCAGACUUUGUAUAUACACCUACGAUGGAUUCUCACCCUCCUCAUAGUAAUAGUAAUAGUAGUAGUAGUAGUUAUAGUCAUCCUCCACCUUCAAUUUAUUCGUCUUCUUCAUUUCCUUAUGAAUAAAAAAAAAUAUUUAUUUUAAAAUAUAAGUGUUUACUUUUAUGGGAACGGAGAAAAAUUCAAAAUGGGAUGUGGGUAAAAACGGACAAAUCGGGAUCACUGUUAUCAGUUCAAGAAAUCAAAAAAGUGGCUAGGUUGGAUUUUUUUUUUUGGGGGGGGGGGAGAGGAAAAGAUGUUCGAAUCAUGUGAAUAAAAGCAACGAUCAGUAACACAAACGAAUCAACCAGGGCACAUGGUUGGCAUAUCAUCAUCCUUCAUAUUUU